AAAAAUAAAUUUAGUGAAUUCAGGUUCAGAAACAGGCGGUAGAAGAAUCAACAGUGGCGCUACGUUAAAUAAUGGAAACUCGAACAAAGAGCUAACCAGCCACUAGAAAAUAAGAGGUUGUGCUCCUUCUCUGUCCCUUGCGUGCAGUUCGGGCGCGCGGAAAUGAGAUGCACGAACACUUUCGGCCAUCAUAACCAUCUUGUGCAACUGUUUCUCUUCGGCCGUGUUCUAGUGCAAACGAACGAUGGACGCCAUUCGCACGAGAUAAAUCUUUUCUUCGCUCUAUCGUGAAGCGAGAGUGCGUACGCGUAACUCGGUGCCGGGUGUGAAGCUAUGCAAUAGUGUGAUCGUGUGCGAAAGUGGUUUCGGAGGAGCCUAGCGGAGCGAGGAUCUCGGCCUCGGGAACGGGGAGCAGCGCUUCGCGCGAGGCGCGUGCAGCCGGGCAGGCUUGUCUCGGCUCGGCGGUCGCGGAGCAUGGCGGACGCGAGCUGAGCGGCCGCGGCGUCGGUCCCGGGGCUCGCGGGCCGCUCCGCUCAGCCGGCCCGAUGAACGCGGCACGGCUGAGGUUAUUGCAUGGGUAUAUGCGUGAGCUGCCGGCGCCGCGAGAGGAAGGCCCCGGAGAAGCUAGCGGCGCUCGGCGCGGGCGCGCCCGCUAAGGGCACGGCGGCCCUGCUGCUGCCGCGCCGCGCCGACCCGCGCCCCUUGCGCCCGCUGCCCAUCAUGGCCAACUCCAUCUCCAACAUCAAGAUGACCAACCCCAUCAAGGGCAUGGUCAGCAAGCGGCGGAAACGCUACAUCAAGGACGGAUUUAACCUGGACUUGGCCUAUAUCACAGAUCGGCUGAUAGCCAUGGGUUUCCCGGCGGAGAAGCUGGAGGGAGUCUACAGGAAUCACAUCGACGAGGUCUACAGGUUCCUCGAGCAGAUGCACAAGGAUCAUUAUAAGAUUUACAACCUCUGCUCCGAGAGGUCCUACGACUCUGCAAAAUUUCAUGAGAGGGUGGUAAGGUACGCGUUCGAGGACCACACGCCGCCGAACAUGGAGCUGAUUCUGCCGUUCUGCGAGGACGUGCACAAGUGGCUCAACGCGGACCCCAAGAACGUGGCCGCCGUGCACUGCAAGGCGGGCAAGGGCCGAACUGGCACAAUGAUAUGCUGCUACCUGCUGUACAGCCAGCAGAAGGCGACGGCGGACGAGGCGCUCAGGUUCUACGGGACGAGACGGACGCAUGACGAAAAAGGCGUAACGAUACCAUCGCAGCGGCGCUACGUGGAGUACUUCGCGGCCCUCGUGCGCUCCCGUCUCACGUACACCGCCACUAAGGUCCACAUUCGCGAGCUCAUCAUGUCGCCUCCACCCAUGUUGAAUGGUGGACAAUGUUCGCUGGAGCUCACUGUGUCACAGGCCAGUCCGCCUCUGAAGGCACCAGCGGGCUGUCACGAAGUCCGCCGCGGUCCCUCGGCGGUGUCGGUGGCGCUCACGCACUGCACGCCCAUGUGGGGCGACGUGCGCGUGGACGUGUGCUCCAAGCCCAAGGUGUACAUGCGCAAGGAGAAGCUGUUCCACUUCUGGUUCAACACCUUCUUCCUGGCCGCGGGGCUGGACGCGGUCCGAGUGGAGCCGGAUGACGGUUCGAAUUUGGAGACGUUCAAGCUGACGUUAAAUAAAUGGCAGUUGGAUGACGCACACAAAGACAAACAGCAUAAAUUAUAUAGCGAAGAUUUUAAGGUGGAGCUGAUCGUGCAGAAGCUGCCGUCGUCGUCCAAGUUCACGGGCACGGCGGCGCGCGCCGCCACGCCGCCCUCCUCCACCGCCUCGUCCUGCUCCGAGCCCGACACCGAGCCCGACGAGCACUGGGACUCCGGUGAGCACCGCCCCGGUCUGUACGCGCCCCGCACGCUCGGCGACGUGCGCGCCUCCUGGCGGGAGUUUAGUGGAAAGUUUGAUAAAAAGAAGAAUAGGGAUAGCUAGUGAAAGUGUUACGAUUAGACGAAUU
Cydia splendana is the source of this 1996-nucleotide messenger RNA. RefSeq names its product phosphatidylinositol 3,4,5-trisphosphate 3-phosphatase and dual-specificity protein phosphatase PTEN (gene Pten). The record is from RefSeq and is a predicted model, not a curated record. NCBI's taxonomy places the organism in Eukaryota, Metazoa, Arthropoda, Insecta, Lepidoptera, Tortricidae. Gene Ontology annotation, biological process: phosphatidylinositol 3-kinase/protein kinase B signal transduction; cell motility; negative regulation of cell population proliferation. The coding region runs from base 574 to 1971 and encodes 465 amino acids. Gene Ontology annotation, molecular function: phosphatidylinositol-3,4,5-trisphosphate 3-phosphatase activity; protein tyrosine phosphatase activity. The transcript has 9 exons. Gene Ontology annotation, cellular component: plasma membrane; cell projection; nucleus.